This is a messenger RNA of Sorex araneus (European shrew), 2629 nucleotides long. RefSeq lists its product as uncharacterized. The coding region runs from base 268 to 888 and encodes 206 amino acids. NCBI's taxonomy places the organism in Eukaryota, Metazoa, Chordata, Mammalia, Eulipotyphla, Soricidae. The transcript has 2 exons. The record is from RefSeq and is a predicted model, not a curated record.
GUCUGGCGCCUUAGACCACUCGGCCAUCCUGACACCCGGGAGGCGCUGGCGCCUGAACCGUCUCAUUCGUCGCUGCUGCAGGACGCGCCCCGCCGCGGGGCCCCGACUGCCCGUCCGCUCCGACACCGGCCCGUGAGCCUUUACCAACCAACUGACCUUUCCUCUUUUUUUUUUCCAUUGAAUCCAAAAGCUUUUCCCGGGACCAGGCACCGUUUCUGGCCUCUGUCGACCCCUCCCUGCACCCCGCCCCGGCACCCGAGCUCGGGGAUGCGCGGGGACCCCACUCUGGACUCUGCCAAGGGAAAAACCCUUUCACCCGGGACAAGAACGAGCUUGGCCAAGCAACCGGAUUGUCCGCUGCCCGGCAGGGAAGGAGUGAGCGGGUGUAGACCCGGGGGGCGGGGAGGAGGUUUACACCGCAGGGACCAGGUGAGUCGGGCUCCGAAGACCGCGAUGUGCCCGGGAGCUGCCGCCGCCGCCAGAAAGGCGGGACUGAGAAACCCCCGCGGCGCGCUUGGCCCGCGCCCCCGGACUCCUAGGACGGACCCGCGGGUUGGUCCUCGCUGUCCCCGCUGGACCCAGGAGGCUGCAGUCGGUGGCCGGGAUCUCAGAGGUAAAGCCCCGCGCUGCCGUUUGAAGGCGCCUGAAUGCAUCGACUCCAAAGUAACGGCAGCACAGAAACUAAAGCUCCAAGGACACUGGAAGCGAGAAGGGCCUGGAGUUGGAGCUCGGCUGCAGAUCACUCGCCUUGCAUCACUCAGGGCUCUCAGUUCAAUGCCCAGCACCACAAACACAAACAGAACUUUGGGGGAUGGGGAUGGAACUCCCACAGCACGGCACUGGCUUUGCGGGUGCAGUGCCUCUGCGCUCCCUCCCCACCACCGCUAAGGGAAAAAUUAAUGAAAUAGCUAAAGAGAAUUACUUUUUUUGUGACAGUAUUAGUUGAGUAUACCUGGUCCUUCUGUCCAGUCCUCAAUUGCGAGUAUAAUCUAGGACUCUCUCUGCUGGUCCCUAAAAGUAAUAACCCGGCCAACCCGGGUAGGGCGUUUGCUUUGCACUCGGCCAACCCGGGUUCGAUCCCCGGCAUCCCAUAUGGUCCCCCAAGCACCGCCAGGAGUAAUUCCUGAGUGCAAAGCCAGGAGUAACCCCUGAGCAUCGCUGGGUGUGACCCAAAAAGCAAAAAAUAAAUAAAUAAAUAAAAAAUAAAUAAAAUAAAAGUAAUAACCUAUGCCAGGGGAUGUUGAUAUGAGAAUUAAGGCCAGCAAUGCACAUAUCUUUAUCUUUCUUGUGUCUGGCAGACCCCGAGUCAGUCUGGGUUAGAUGAGAAGUCAUGUGGUAGGUAAAGUCCAGGUCCUGGAGACAGUCCACCUGAACUCACUGGUUCUGUUAGCUUUGACAAUGCAUUUCAUUGCUUCCCUGACUAUCAGAGGGGGAAUCAGAAUAAUAGCAGCUACUUCACUGGAUCUAGAAGGAUUUUGUUCCAUAACUUGCACCUAUUUAGAAGCCCAGUAUAUAAUACCUGUUGGAUAAACAACUCAUCUCUGCUCCGUCAACCUGAAUGAGUAAGAGCACAAAUUACUCAAAAGUUUCCUGCUUUUCUUCUGCACCGCAAAAGAUACAGUGACCAGAAUCCAAAGACUAUCCACAGAAUGGGAAAGGAUAUUUACACAAUACACAUCAGAUAAGGGGUUGAUAUCAAUGGUAUAUAAAGCACUGGUUGAACUCUACAAGAAGAAAACAUCCAACCCCAUCAAAAAAUGGGGCGAAGAAAUGAACAGAAACUUUACCAAGGAAGAAAUACGAAUGGCCAAAAGGCACAUGAAAAAGUGCUCUACAUCACUAAUCAUCAGAGAGAUGCAGAUCAAAACAACCACAAGAUACCACCUCACACCACAGAGACUAGCACACAUCCAAAAAAACAAAAGCAACCGCUGUUGGAGAGGAUGUGGGGAGAAAGGGACCCUUCUACACUGCUGGUGGGAAUGCCGACUGGUUCAGCCCUUCUGGAAAACAAUAUGGUCGAUUCUCAAAAAAUUAGAGGUUGAGCUCCCAUUUGACCCAGCAAUACCACUGCUAGGAAUAUAUCCCAGAGAGGCAAAAAAGUAUAAUCGAAACAACAUCUGCACAUGUAUGUUCAUUGCAGCACUGUUUACAAUAGCCAGAAUCUGGAAAAAACCCGAAUGCCCUAGAACGGAUGACUGGUUGAGGAAACUUUGGUACAUCUAUACAAUGGAAUACUAUGCAGCUGUUAGAAAAAAGGAGGUCAUGAAUUUUUUAUUUAAGUGGAUGGGCAUGAAAAGUUUCAUGCUGAGUGAAAUGAGUCAGAAAGAGAGAGACAGACAUAGAAAGAUUGCACUCAUCUAGGGUAUAUAGAAUAACAGAGUGGGAGACUAACACCCAAGAAUUGUAGAAAUAAGUACUAGGAGGUUGACUCCAUGGCUUGGAGGCUGGCCUCACAUUCUGGGGAAAGGGCAACUCAGAGAAGGGAUCACCAACUAUAAUGUAGUCGAAGGCCAUGUGGGGGAAGGGAGUUGUGGGCUGAAUGAGGGCUAGAGACUGAGCACAGCGGCCACUCAACACCUUUAUUGCGGGGCCGUAGCAGCUAAAUAGAGAGAGAGAACAGAAGGGA